Messenger RNA from Paramecium sonneborni, 2187 nucleotides. Lineage: Eukaryota; Ciliophora; Oligohymenophorea; Peniculida; Parameciidae. The record is from the annotation of a GenBank genome assembly.
AUGAAAUUUGUAAUUGAUGAUAUUGAAGUCAUUUUCCCAUACAAAUUUUUAUAUAAGGAAUAAUUGGAAUAUAUGUAGGCACUAAAAUAAACUUUAGAUGAGAAAGGACAUGGAAUUUUAGAGAUGCCUACAGGUACAGGUAAAACAGUAUCAUUACUUGCAUUAAUUAUUGCAUAUUUAGCAUAAAGACCUAAUACUAUUAAAAAAUUAAUAUAUUGCACACGUACAGUAGUAGAAAUGGAAAAAACAUUAGAAGAAGUGAGAUUAGUUUUAAAAGCCAGGAAAGCAGAAGGUCUAAAUGAUAAUUUUACCGCUGUUGGAUUAAGUUCUAGAAAAAAUCUAUGCAUCAAUCAAGAUGUUGUUAAUUAAAAAGAUAGAGUAGAUUCUGAAUGCAGAAAAAGAACAGCAGAAUGGGUUAAAAGAGGAUAAAGUGAAACAUGUAUAUAUUUUGAAAAUUUUGAGAAAUAAUCAAAAGACAUUAUUGCUAAUCUCCCAAAUGAUGUUUAUAGUUUAAAUGAUUUAAGAAAGAAUGGAGCUUUCUCAAUUUAAUGUCCUUAUUUUACAGCAAGAGAAAUGGUAAAAAAAGCUAAUAUUGUUGUUUAUAAUUAUCUCUAUUUAAUUGAUCCAGCAGUAUCUUCAUUGUUAUCUAAAGAUUAAAUAAAAGAAAGUGUUGUUGUAUUUGAUGAAGCUCAUAAUAUUGAUGAUGUUUGUAUUGAAGCUUUUACUGUCAGAUUAAAUAAACCUAUUUUAGCAGAAGCUAUUAAUAAUCUUAAAAUUGUAGAAUCAUAAAUCUAAAAUGAAACUAAUGAAAUAUAAGAUAGACUUAAUGAGGAAUAUAAAAAAUUAAUUAAAAAUUUAGAAAAUAAACCAGAAGGUUAAUUGAAUUAAUUGGUCAUUCCUGGAUAAAUUAGAAAAGCUAGAAACUUUAUAGAUUUUAUGAAAAGAGUUAUUAAUUCAUUAAGAAAAAAAUUAAAAGAUAAUUCCGAAGCAUUAAAAACAUCACAUGCUAUUUUACAUCAUACAAAAAGUUUUACUGAAGAAAUUUAAAAAGAAGGAAAUCUAGAUAUUGAUUCUCUCAAGUAAUGUGGUGAAAGAUUAAGUCUAUUACUUAAUACUUUAUAGAUUGCAGAAACUGAUAAAUUUAGACCUCUAAGUUCUGUUGCGUAAUUCGUUAUGUUCUUAGUCUAAUAUUAAGAAGGAUUUAAAGUUAUAUUUUAAUCUAAUAAUUAUGAAGGAACUUUAAAUGAAAAACUAAUGACUCUAGCUUGUUUUGAUAGUUCAUUAGCUAUGAAAAAUAUCUUUACAUCAUUUUAAUCUGUCAUUUUAACAUCAGGUACUAUGUCACCAAUCGAAAUCUAUCCUAGAAUUCUAGAUUUCAAACCUGUUGUUGCUAAAUCUAUUGACAUUGAAUUAACUCGUAAUUCUAUUCAACCUAUUAUUGUUACUAUGUCAGAAGAUGGUACUGAAUUAACUUCAGAAUUUACUUUGAGAAACAAUGAAGAUGUAUCUCGAAAUUAUGGGAAUUUCUUGCUUGAAUUAUCUGAGAAUGUACCUGAUGGACUUAUAGUUUUUAUGCCUUCUUAUAGUAGAAUGGAAGAAUGGGCUCGACAAUGGUAGAAAGAUAAAUAUUUGGAAUAAAUAUCAAAAAAUAAAAUAUUGUUUAUAGAAUCUAAAGAUGUAAAUGAAACAUCAUAAAAAUUAUAAUAAUUUCGUUAAUGUUGUGAUGUUGGUAGAGGUGCUGCACUAUUUUCAAUUGCAAGAGGUAAAAUAGCAGAAGGUAUAGAUUUUGAAGGUCAUUAUGGAAGAUGUGUUGCUGUGAUUGGAUUUCCAGCUUUAAAUAGUAAAGACACAUUGAUAUUAGAGAGAUGUAAAUUUUUAGAAGAGAAAUUUAAAAUUACUAAAAAUGAUUUUAUAGAAUUUGAUGCUAUGAGAUAAACUUGUUAAUGUUUGGGUAGAGUUUUAAGAGGUAAAUAAGAUUAUGGUAUUAUGAUCAUGGCUGAUAAACGAUUUGCUUAAAAAAGUAAAUUAUAAAAAAUGCCAAGAUGGAUUUAUAAAUAAUUAGAUUAAUCAAGAUGUUUAAAUAUUACUAGCGAAACUGCUAUCACUGUAGUUAGAGAUUUCUUUAGAUAAAUGGCUUAACCUUUCAAAAUAGCUGAUAAUAGUUAUUUUACAUAAGACACAUUAUGA